Messenger RNA from Hemisphaericaspora subhashii, 3276 nucleotides. RefSeq lists its product as uncharacterized. Gene Ontology annotation, biological process: protein import into nucleus. The coding region runs from base 1 to 3276 and encodes 1091 amino acids. Gene Ontology annotation, cellular component: nucleus; cytoplasm. NCBI's taxonomy places the organism in Eukaryota, Fungi, Ascomycota, Pichiomycetes, Serinales, Debaryomycetaceae. The transcript has a single exon. The record is from RefSeq and is a predicted model, not a curated record. Gene Ontology annotation, molecular function: nuclear import signal receptor activity.
AUGUCAAUAUUACCAGAAGAAGUACAAGGUGUUUUAACACAAUUAUUGGAGAGCUUGUCAUCCUCAAAUAAUGAGAUUAGAGCUGCUGCUGAAAAGUCACUUGAUAAUGACUGGUCAAUAAAAGCCAAUGUUGAGAUGUUGUUGGUUUUCUUAGCUGAACAAGCCUGUAUGGGUAUAAAUGACACUAUUAGAGCAUUUGCAGCUGUUUUAUUUAGAAGGCUUGCUAUUAAAUCUCCAAAAGAAUUGGCUAGUGUUACGGAUCGGACAAUUGGAGUCAUCAGUGAACCAGUUAGAGCUCAAAUUCGAGCAAUAUUGUUGAAUGGGUUUUCAUCACAGCAAUCAAAUCAAGUCAGACAUAAACUUUCUGAUGCUAUUUCUGAAGUUGCAAAAGAAGAUGCAUCACCUCCAGGUUCUUGGAAUGAACUUCUCCCUACCUUAUUUGAAGCAUCUAGAAACCCAGACCCUAGUUUCCGUGAGUCAGCAUUUAGAGUAUUCUCCACUUCCCCAGAAUUAAUUGAUCAGACAUUAAUAGACGAUAUAUUACCAAUAUUCAACAGUGGAUUCGAAGAUCAGAAUGAUGAAGUCCGUAUUGCAGCCUGUACCGCUUUUGUUGCAUUUUUUAGGGAGCUUCCUAAGAAAAACUGGCAACGCUUAUCACCAUUGUUGCCUAAUUUAUUGAAUUCUUUACCAAGAUUUUUGCAAAAUGGUCAAGAUAAUGCAUUGGCUUUAGUAUUGGAAUCGUUGAUUGAUUUGGUUGAAUUGGCACCCAAGAUGUUCAAAGACAUGUUUCCAACAAUUAUUGAAUUCUGUGCCACGGUAUCUAAACACAAAGAUUUGGAUUCAAAUACUAGAAUGGCCUCCUUAGAAUUGCUUACAACUUUUGCCGAAGUAUCUCCAUCUAUGUGUAAACGAACUACUUCUUAUACCGAGGAAAUGGUACUCAUUACUUUAUCCAUGAUGACAGAAGUUUGCAUUGAUGAUGAUGAUGCUGCAGAAUGGAAUAAUAGCGAUAACACUGAAGAUGACGAUGAGGAACCAGAGCAUGAUGCUGCUAGACAAGCGUUGGACCGUGUUGCUUUGAGAUUGAAUGGACAAGCUUUGGCAGCUCCAUUGUUCCAAUAUAUUCCAGCAAUGAUACAAUCAAGCAAUUGGAGAGAAAGGCAAGCAGCACUUAUGGCGAUUUCGUCGGCUGCAGAAGGAUGUGCUGAUGUCUUGAUGAAUGAAAUUCCAAAAAUUUUGGACAUGAUAUUACCAGCCUUAGAAGAUGAACACCCAAGAGUUCAAUAUGCUUGUUGUAAUGCAUUAGGCCAGAUAUCUACUGAUUUUGCAGAUGUCAUUCAAAGAACUUCCGGGAACAGAAUCUUACCAGCGUUGAUUUCGAAAUUAACAAACAAGUCCGUUCCACGUGUACAAGCCCAUGCUGCUGCUGCAUUAGUCAAUUUUUCUGAGGCUGCAAGUAAAGACGUCUUGGAACCAUAUUUGGACGACUUAUUGAAUAAUUUAUUGGGUUUAUUACAAUCUCCAAAAAGAUAUGUCCAAGAACAAGUAUUAACUACAAUUGCAAUUAUUGCUGAUUCGGCAGAGAAAAUGUUCAUCAAGUAUUAUGAUACUUUAAUGCCAUUACUUACUGAUGUUUUGAAAACCGAUAUGGGUGAAGAAAACAGAUUAUUGAAGGCUAAAUGUAUUGAAUGCUCUACCUUGAUAGCAGUAGCAGUUGGCAAAGAGAAAUUUGCUCCUCAUUGUCAAGAUUUGAUAAAUUUAUUCGGACAUAUUCAGGAAACAGCUGUUCAAGAUGACGAUCCAGUAAAGCAAUAUUUAGAGCAAGCUUGGGGAAGAAUCUGUAGAAUUAUUGGUAAGGACUUCUUACCUUAUUUGCCUUCAGUAUUACCACCUUUGUUGGCUGCUGCGAAAGCAACACAAGAUAUUUCAUUACUAGAAGAAGAGCAAGCUGAGGAAUAUAAUGCUAAUGAAGAAUGGGAUGUUAUUAAUUUAUCAGGAAAAUUAAUCGCUGUACAUACUGCAGCUUUAGAUGAUAAGGUUGCUGCUAUUGAUUUGUUAAGAACUUACGCAAUUCAAUUGAAGGGUGACUUUUUCCCAUGGGUUAAAGAAAUUGUAGAAGAAAUUGCCAUUCCUGGAUUAGAUUUCUAUCUUCAUGACGGUGUCCGUGGUUCUGCUGCAUUAACUCUCGCAUCUUUGCUCAAAUGUUCUGUUGCAGCCACUGGGAACAAUUCUCCAGACACUUUGAUGUUUUGGUCCAAAACUUCCGAAAAGUUGAUUGAAGUCUUGACAAGUGAACCGGUUCCGGAAUUACUUGUCGCAUAUUAUACUUCUUUGGUUGAGUGUAUUAGUGUAUUGAGCCCCAAUUCGCUUUCGUCGAUGCAAUUGGAUUCCUUGGCCAAAUCAAUUAAUUCUAACCUUGUGGAGAUUUACGAGAGAAUCAAAGCUCGUGACACAGAAGAUGAUGAAUACACAGAAGAUGUGGAAGAGGAUGAGGAAGAAUACACCGAUGAAGAGUUACUAGAUGAAAUUAACAAAGCUAUAUCAUCAAUUUUUAAGAAUACAAAAUCCAACUUCCUUCCAGCCUUUCAACUUUUAGCACCAACCAUAGCUACUUUUAUCAACGAUGAAAACACUAAUGUUAAACUUUGUGGCUUGUGUGUAGUCUGUGACAUCUUGGAACACUGUGGGCCAAGUUCGGUGAUCUACAAGGAUAUGUUUAUCAAUGUUGUAUCAGAGUCGAUUACUUCAUCACACGCGGGGAUCCGUCAAGCCAGCUCAUAUGCCGUUGGUGUCGCUGCUGAAUAUGGGGGAGACAAUUACCGCGAGUUUUGUUUGAAAUGUUUGGAACCUAUGUUCAAGAUGGCUUCGGUUCCUGAUGCAAGAGCUGAUGAAAACAUCCAUGCUACUGAGAAUUCGGUGUCUUCUGUUGCCAAAGUGUGCCGUGUCUUCUCCUCAUCAAUACCAAAUUUAAAUGCGAUAAUUGAACAAUGGAUUACAUUACUUCCAAUUGUACAGGAUGAGACGGCUGCUCCAUAUGCUUACAUUUUUUUAAGCGAAUUAAUUGAUAAUCAACACCCCGCUAUUAGGAAUCAAAUUCCAAAAGUGGUUGAUUCGGUAAUUCAAGCCUUGGCGCAUGCAUCAAUAGGUGGUGAGAUAGUUGAAAGGAUAGUUGGUUCAACAAGACUGUUAUUAGGUUCAAUUCCUCAUAGUGAAGCGAUUGCUCUUUUACAAAAGAAUCAUUCAGAUCUUGAUAUUGUUCAAAAAUAUUUUAGUUAG